This is a messenger RNA of Zootermopsis nevadensis, 5268 nucleotides long. The record is from RefSeq and is a predicted model, not a curated record. NCBI's taxonomy places the organism in Eukaryota, Metazoa, Arthropoda, Insecta, Blattodea, Termopsidae.
GUAAUCUCGUUGUAUUGGAUGAAACAUUUGAAAUAAAGUUCGUCUUAAGCCUUGUUCAAGAGCAAAAUAUCGUAAGAACAAGCUUGUAAAAUGACCAUUGGUCGUCAUCAGUUUGGUUCAAUAGUCUUAUCACGUGUUUGACCUUACAUAGAGCGAGGGUCGGUAAUAAGACAACGAAGCAUUUCAGAUCGAACUGUACCGUCAGAUGCAAAGUUCUGUUGUAACUGAGUGAAGUAUAGGUUGCAGGUCACACGGUUCACAAAGCCUUCGUGUGUGUGUGUCUUCACCGCCAGUGAGAAACUAUUUAAUGGAAUAUUUCUGUAAUUACGUUUUAUUCAAUGCCCUGUGCUUUACGUAUCAUCAGUGAGUAACUUUAAUUACAUUAUUAACUGAGCUGAGCGAAACAAUGACAACGAAAAGCAGAAUUCUCGUGUUAAACGCAACAGAAAAUUUGUUAACGCACUUUUAUACUUUAAAAUGUUUGCUAAAUGUGGUUUUGGUGAUGGUGUUCUGUGAUUUUUCGAGCAAAGUUUUAGAGAAUUUUUGUGUUUUAUUUUGUGAAAUCAAAGUUUGAAAUAAUAUUGGAGAUUUGGUGGUACACUUAACAAUGUGAUUUUUUUUUCAUUAUUUAAUACCCAUAUUACAAGAACGCUGAGGAAGAUCGUACAUACAAAUACACCGCAGAUGAAGACGCAGUGCCAGUAUAUUCAUAAGCCACCAGGACAAAGGCAUCAUCGAAGCUGUCACUGCUGAUGCACAGUCAUCUGUUCCUGUAUGUAAAUUUCUGCCCAGGUCAAAGGCCAGUUUCUUUACCACUGCGCCUUAAGAACGGCAGCCAGAACAGAGAGAAGUUGAAUUUAUCAACUCCAGCGCUUAAUUCAGACUUUGACUUUGUUUGCUUCAACUUAAUCACAUUGUUACGUAUGAAAUCGACACCGCAGUUUUUCAGUUUCCAUCUCCGUCGAGAUUUGCCGGAAUGGAAUUUAGCACCGACCAUGAAGCAACUGCAGAUACGGAUUCUAAUGUUCAGAAAUCAAUCACACUCUCACCUCAGUUUAAUUACAGAAGGACCACAAGUAGCAAAGAAAAUGUUAAGAAUGAUUACAUAAAUGCGAUGAAUAGUGCUGCUACCCAUGAGGUUGGUGUUUGUGGCAUGAAUGAGCGACAUGCAAUGGGCAAUGACACCAAAGAAUUUGCUGAUCUAAUAAAUCAUUUUAAACUUGAUAGAAACCAUAGUAUUAAAAGAAGCGUCCAGUUUCACAUGGAACCUACCAAAGUGGUUCCUAAUGGUGUUACACCACUUGAGAAUUUGUUGGCAGCAGAUGAAGGCUCCUCUUCCGGAAAGACCUUACUUCCCUCUAGAGUGAAGAGCAGAGGAAGCCUUACGUCUACUCCCAGCCAUUGCGGUACUUGUUACAGUGAUGAUGCUGAUAGUGAUGUAGAUGAUAUGGGAGAUGAAUCUUCUCAGGAGGAACAGUUUUCAGAACCUCAACCUCCAGAUGGAGGUUGGGGAUGGGUUGUUGUGAUUGCUGCUUUUGUCACAAAUCUUAUCGCUGAUGGUGUAACUUUCACAUUUGGCAUCAUCUACGUGGAUUUGUUGCGAUAUUUUGGUGAAGGAAAAAGUAAAACUGCGUGGAUCGGUGGACUUUUCAUGUCCAUGCCUUUAAUAUCGGGUCCAAUAGCAAGCUAUCUUACCGAUCGUUUUGGAUGCAGACGUGUCUGCAUGUUUGGAUCCAUACUUUCCGCUUUUGGAUUUGUUGUUAGUUCCUAUGCAGAGUCUAUAGAACUAUUAAUAUUUACUUUUGGUAUUAUCUCUGGUUUUGGGCUGGCUCUCUGUUAUGUAACUGCUGUGGUUAUUGUUGCAUAUUAUUUUGAAAAACGUCGUUCUCUUGCAACUGGGUUGUCUGUGUGUGGAAGUGGUUUUGGAACUUUCCUGUUUGCGCCGUUGACAACAUUCCUAGUGACUGAAUAUGGCUGGAGGGGUACAACCUUGAUCCUUGCUGGACUUUUCUUGAACAUGGCUGUUUGUGGAGCAUUAAUGCGUGAUUUGAAAUGGACCAAAGAGAAGUCAAAAGCGCUUCGUAAAGACCGAUUGCAGAAGAAUAGGAAUAAAAGAAAAAAUAAGACCUACAAUCAAUCUCUGGAAACAACUGUAUCUGGCAUGGGGAUGUUACAUCACAAACAACAGCCUCAUGGAUUUCGUACCACAAAAGAGUUGAAACAGUUGCCGCAGAGGGGAGAAAAUCCAGAUUACAUGUUGGCAGACAAACCAGGAAGUAAGAAUGGAAUAUUCAGAAAUGGAAGCGAAGAUCUAAGCCGUCAGUGCAGUUCUGUGCUGAACUUACCAACUUUUGUCUGUAAUGGUGAGAAGGUUUCUCUGGAAGUCUUGGAACUUUCAAGCUCAAAUCAGAAAUUAUAUAGCGUACUAAUCCAAAAGUGUCCAGGCCUUUUAGCAGCAUCGAGGAGUGUCAGUGAUAGUGGACUUCUCCACGAAAAUAAACAUUUUGUCACCAAUAAUAUAGCACCUCCUUCUUCUCUAGUCAUCAUUCCACAUCCGUCCAUGCAACAUCAAUCUUCUUCCACUUACCAUGACAGAAAGACUGACAAGGAGUUACCCAAGAAUGCAACCAUCGAAGAAGAUUAUUUGUCAGGGUUGAAAAAAACUCAGCAACAGCAACAGCAUCGUCAUCAUAAUCAUAAUCAUCAUCAUCAUCAUCAUCAUUACUCGAGCAGAAGAAGUUCAACUUCACAUAUCAGAGACUUGAAAUUUCAUAGGCAUUCCUUAACGUACCGUGGUGCAAUGCUGAACUUGAAACAACAAUGUCUGCGUGCAUCUUCAUGUCCAAAUAUCUGCCGCAAUUCCAUAAACACGAUAUCUAAAAAUGAAGAUGAGUGGUUUAUUGGAUUAUAUGAUAUAUGGGAUUUAAUGGUGGAUAUGGUGGAUGUGUCGCACUUCACCGACAUCCGCUUUGUGCUUUUUGCUCUCUCCAACUUCCUGCUUUACUCGUGGUACCAUGUACCAUAUAUGUUUCUGGCAGAUAAGGCUGGUGAGAUGGGAUUCUCAGAAGACGAGAGUUCUAACAUCAUCAGUUACCUUGGAAUCUUCAACACAGUUGGUGAGAUUGUCCUUGGUUGGGCCGGAGAUCGGCCUCAGCUGAACGCAGGCAUGAUCUAUGCCCUCUGCAUGACUAUGUGUGGCAUAAUGACGGCAUUCAUUCCUCUUCUCUCGUCCUACACUGGACUGUGCAUUGCGACUGGAGGUUUUGGCCUGUCCAUUGCUGCCAACUAUUCAAUGACAUCUAUCAUUCUGGUGGAAUUGAUCACAUUGGAUCGAUUCACCAAUGCAUAUGGUCUCUUGCUUCUAGUUCAGGGACUUGCUAAUCUUCUGGGGCCCCCUCUAGCAGGUUGGCUGUAUGACACAUCAGGGACCUAUGACCUCUCCUUCUAUGUGGCGGGGUUUUUCAUCAUAGUGUGUGGGGCUCUUCUCGUCAUCUUGCCUGCCAUACAAUGGACCAAGCAAAGGACAGAAGCUAAGACAUUCAGCACAUCAUCAUCAAAAGCAAACGGUGUUCCACAGCAGAAUAAUCUGAUUUGUGAAGAAGACUGUAACUUAAAAGCCAUAAACCUUCUGUCAGCUUGCAGUGGAGAAAAAAAUCCUGUGUUGAACGUUUGACAAAAUUAUCAGCCACUUUUCUUAAACAAUAGCAGUCAUUUUAUAUUUUCCACAGGCUUUGUAUUGGUAAUGUUUAUAUAUAUGAAACACCAUAUGCAGCUUCUUCACAAUUCUUUUAUUUAACCCAGUAUGUUCUGUCUAUGUGUUUGACAUGUAGAUUGGUUUUCUAACCUAACAUUUCCAUUUUCAUUGUUGAAUUCUAUAGUUUGAUCAGUUACAUUUUCCUUCUGUUCCUUUCACUUAGUGUCCACGUGCUGUACCUUUGAUGCUUGCUUUUUGCUAUUUUUAUUCUUUCUUGUGUUAGUCACUUUAAUGCCCUUUAUGGAUAAUUUAACAAGAAAUGCUAAGGAAUAGUUCUUACUCACUUCUGAAAUGAAGCAUAGAAGAAAUUGAGGUAGCAGUCGUAAUUAGCUGCUCAGCAUAAAAUAGGCACUUCCUGUUUUAUCUACAUUUUCUUGAAAAUUAAAUAUAAAGGACCCAAAAUAUGUAUUUUAUUAGUGUUUAAAUUGUUUUUGGCUUUGGCCAUAUGGAUAUUUAGCAACACUUGUUUGAAAUUGAAUUUAGGCUUGUAUGAAGGAGUAGCGACACAUUAAUUUUAACUAAGGAAGGACCUCAACGUGAAGUCUCUGAUUUACCCACAUCACAAAGUAACUGUUCCAUUUGACCGUAUGGAUUGAUAGACAUUUGCCAUUACAAGUUGUCCUGUAAUGAAAUAGCACGAUGUUGUGAAUUUGAAAUAAAAAAUUAUACAUCAGAAUACAUAAUUAAGAUUAUCUAACAGUUAUGGGACACUGUCUUUACGUGGCAGAGAGCUAUGCCGGCGGUAGCUUAGCUACUGGUAGGUCCAACCUUGCCAGACAGGUCAAUGCUUAGGGGCCAGACGAAAGGUGUCUCAAACCGCUCCAUCGGUUCUGGUUGGGCGUGUGGCUGACAACCCACCCCGUAAAAAUCAAUUGUUGAGAAACCUCAUGAAAAAAAAAAGAGGAGGCCAAGGCCCGAUAUGGGCUGUAGAGCCAUUGGGUGGAUGGAUGGAUGAACAGAUAUGGGACCAGAUGAAAUUGUUUUAAUGGGGAGAUUUAACCAAAGAACUUUCUAUUGAACAUAUCUGGUAUAUAUGAUCUGUAACUUUCGUGGAGACUGAAUUCAUCGAAGUCUUCGUGAGCAGUCGACUGCAUUAUGUGGCUAAUGUGGCUGAUUUCCUGCGAAGACUUAUUGAAUGUCUGGUGUACGCUGUCGAGUAAUAGAAAUGGGAGGUUUGACUUCAAUGUUGUUACAUAUAUGUAAUAUAUAUGCAUCUGCACAUUUUUUAUAAGUAAGCAUUUUGCAUAAAGGUGUGAAAACAUGUUUCAUUUCUUCACCUGCUUUGGAAUUUCAUUUGGAUGUUAAUAAAUGUAAACUCUCAUUCAUGUAACAUCAGUAUUCUCUGUUUUGAGGAGAUUUUUUUCAAGAGAUUAUGAAGUAGCUCUGCUUCUGUGACUGGCAUAAUGACUCCAUUUUUUGACACUGGAUUUCAUCUUUUUUUUUUAGAUUAUUUUUAACUUUAAAAAUAAAUUGUUAAUGUAUAUAGGCACUUUAAUAAAUAAAACUUCAAAGUG